UUUUACCACUAAUUAUACAAAAGCAAACACGAGUGUUUGUGAAACACUUGAAGAAAUCACGUUCUACACAACGGAUGCAGGAAGCAGACGAUAGUUUCGAAAUGUCGAGCCGCAUUGUUCCAGUAAAGCGUUAUGAUUGGAAUUUUUUCGACAAGCAAAUGGAUAUGUUCCCAUCUUUCAAAGAUAAUUUCGACAAAGAUUUUUUCAGUGAUGUCAAGUCCACAAGUAUGGAUGAAGAAAUAGCAAGGAUGAAACGGGAAAUGUUUAACCUGACAACACCAGAGUCAAAUUUGAAAGUAGAGCAACCUUUUGUUCAGGAUUUUACUGGAGAUAAGAAAAUGGCUCUACGGUUUGAUUGCAGUCAGUUUAAUCCUGAGGAAAUUCAAGUCAAAACCAUGGACAAACAAUUAACUGUACAUGCCAAACAUGAAGAAGUAUCACCGGGAAGAAAAGUGUUCAGAGAAUUCACCAAGUCGUACACUUUACCACAGGAUGUUGAUCCCUUGUCAUUGAAGUCAAGUUUGACCAAAGACGGAUUUUUACAGGUUGAAGCUCCUGCACCUAAAACAUGUAUUGCAAGGAAGGAAAUCUUUAUUCCAAUUGAGAAAAUGCUUAGGUAAAUAAUUCAAACUAAUUGAGCCAGCAACAUGCCGAUUAUAUAUAACAUGCUGUAUCGGAAACCACCAGUGAGAAACUAUUUUGACCGUUUCAAUGAGGCAUUGCUAUUUAUGUACAAUAUCGGAGAAAAGUAAUUUUGACCGUUUCAGUGAUGCAUUGCUAUCUAUGUACAAUAUCAGAGACUUUGGAUACUGUGCUAAAAAUGACAAUUAAUUCAGUAUUUUUGCAGUUUUUAACAAUUUUAACAAUUUGUUUACAUAUAAGGUUUCGUAGUAGUAGCUUUAUAUAUGUUAUUGUACAUGUUUUGGACUAUCAUUCCCAGAUCAGUUUCUGUGACAAGACAAUUAUUUGAAUUCAGUUGUAAGCAAAUAAAAAUGUAUAAGCAA
Molecule: messenger RNA, 1004 nt
Organism: Mytilus californianus (California mussel)
Lineage: Eukaryota; Metazoa; Mollusca; Bivalvia; Mytilida; Mytilidae
Product: alpha-crystallin B chain-like
Exons: 1
Coding region: 75-620 (181 amino acids)
Biological process (GO): protein refolding; response to heat
Molecular function (GO): protein folding chaperone
Source: RefSeq, a predicted model, not a curated record